Molecule: messenger RNA, 320 nt
Organism: Aspergillus welwitschiae
Lineage: Eukaryota; Fungi; Ascomycota; Eurotiomycetes; Eurotiales; Aspergillaceae
Exons: 1
Coding region: 98-259 (53 amino acids)
Source: RefSeq, a predicted model, not a curated record
UGGCUUCUAGACCUGUUUCUUUUUCGCUAGAGAGUCUUUUGGUUUCCCUCUUCAGUCCCAUGCUGACUCGGUGUCUAAUUGUCCGUCGAGUGGACGGAUGUCACCGGGCCGCCCCUUUGUUGUGUUUUUUACUUUUGCUUGCUACGCGUUCUGGGAGUUAUGGCGACAGCAACAUUCAGGUCUUGGUCUUGUGUCGUGUUCUUUCGUUAUUCUGCGCAUGGAGAUUUAUGGGGAUUCUACUACAGCAAAUGAAGAAUAGUAGAUCGGAUGUGGGAGGCAUCGUCAAUGACCCGUUCCCGGAUCAUUUGGCUUCGAUCUAC